This is a messenger RNA of Ruditapes philippinarum (Manila clam), 3171 nucleotides long. RefSeq lists its product as uncharacterized. Bases 232 to 2313 code for a protein of 693 amino acids. The record is from RefSeq and is a predicted model, not a curated record. Gene Ontology annotation, biological process: iron ion transport. The transcript is spliced from 4 exons. Gene Ontology annotation, cellular component: plasma membrane. Gene Ontology annotation, molecular function: copper ion binding; oxidoreductase activity. NCBI's taxonomy places the organism in Eukaryota, Metazoa, Mollusca, Bivalvia, Venerida, Veneridae.
AAUCUCGACUCAGUAGAACUUUCAUGUUAAGAAAAGAAAUCGGAAGCAUAUUACCGCAAUAUUUUUCAUCUACCCUCGUACAUUCCCCCGUAUAAAAGAGGUUGACCUGGAGGGAAAAAAAAACAUUUUCAUUCGCUGGAUGCUUCUUAUGUAUUUGUAUGAUAUACAAACUUCUGAUAAUUUGUGCGCAAGAUAGAGCUUAUAUCUGAGUACCGCGUGUCAGCCCGCAAGAUGGCAAAAGAAGCAUUUGCUAUAAUGACCGGUUUAUUUAUGUAUCAGUGUGCGCAAUUUAUUCAAACUAUUGACGUUCAACCGGCGGCUUCAAAAGAAGACUGUAUAUGCCCAAAGAAUGAUACGGAAUGCUAUUGUACACUGGUCAUUGAAUACAAACUAACAAUGCUUCUAGACAAUGAGCUUGUUUAUCCUGAUAAUGGUAAAUUGCGGUUACGGGCUAAUAAUUCUGAACUCGGUACCGAACAUGCGGCACGGGUUAUCACUGCAGAUGGACAAACAUCUCGUCUUGUCAUUACUGUCAAUGGCAGAUUCCCAGGUCCAAGAAUAGAAGUCUAUGAAGGACAAUUGUUACAUGUUAAAGUUGUCAACAAUCUUUAUACUGAAGGCGUUAGCAUUCAUUUUCACGGCCUACCGCAAAAAUCGACUCCAUGGAUGGAUGGCGUUGCAUACGUAACACAGUGCCCAGUUAUGCCUGGUCAGACGUUCGAACAUGUUUUUCAUGCAACCCCACCCGGCACUUACUUUUACCACUCACAUCUUGGCGGUCAACGAUUUAUGGGACUUUACGGUCCUUUAAUUAUACGUCCAAAGAUGGCUCUUGAAGAAAAGGAAAUUAUAAUAUCACUUCAGGAAUGGAAUAAUGAGUUGAACUCACAAACAGCACACGAAAGGGCAAUAACUCAACAAUUUAACUUUAAAACAAACGAAGUAAUCCCUUCUACAUUUUCUGUAGACGGAGCAGGAUUUGAAAGGUUUGCCUUUCAGUCUGGUCUUAUGAAUGGAAAGGGGAGAUUCUGGACAAGCUUGGAUUCUAACAACGGGUCUCCUCUGGAACGUUUCAAAAUAAGAGCAGGAACUCGUUAUAGAUUUAGAGUGAUUGGAGCAAUGUAUGCACUUCCAAUGCGAAUCUUUAUAUAUGGACAACGCAUAAACUUGCGUUCUUCUGACGCCUAUAACAUUAAUCAGCUUCCGGUACAAUCAAUAGUUAUACAUCCAGGUGAAAGGUAUGACUUUUACUGGCAAUCUCCAGAAGAAAACAGCAUAACAUCUAAAGAGGUAUUAAUUAUUGCCAAAACUUUAGAAACACCCCAGAGUCUUAAUUUUUCUAAAUAUCAUGCAGCUGAAGCCGUUCUGGAAUUCGAAGAUUUCGUUGGAACAGCACAAUCUCCUAACCCUAAGAACACACAAGACGAGGUAUGCUUAUCUGAAUUAAUAUGCCCUACAUUUAACUGUCCCUUCAAAUAUUAUCCAAAAAAUGAAAGCAGAGAAUGUAUUUCAUACAAUGAAGUUGAAAACAUCGACCCUAAUCAACAUUACACAAAUGUUGUAGGUGAUAAAGUAGACGAAGAGCAUUUUUUCAAUUUCGGCUUUCCUGGACCCGAUGGAAAUACGCCUGCUUCUAUCAAUGGUAGACGAUUUUAUCUGCCGACCGUGUCUCUUCUGACCCAAAGACAUGAGAAGCUGUCAACCUCGUGCAAUAAAAGCUGUGAAACAAACGGUGUAUGUCAUUGUACACAUAUUCAGAAAAUCCCGUCACAGAAAAUUGUUCAGUUUGUUUUAUUGGACUUAGGGAGCGGGUCAGGAGCAUCUCAUCCGAUUCAUCUACAUGGACAUUCUUUUUAUGUAAUGAAAACGGGAUACGGAACUUACAAUCUCACCACUGGAAAACUCGUGCAAAAUUCUAAUGCCAUAAACUGUACAGACAAGUUUAACUACUGUAGUACCGCUGCAUGGGCUAAUUCUAGCUGGUCUGGAGGCAAUGUUCCUGGUAUGAAUCCAAAACCACCACAAAAAGAUACUAUCAUCCUUCCAACAGGAGGAUAUGUUGUUAUACGAUUCGUAACAGACAAUCCAGGGAUGUGGUUUUUUCACUGUCAUAUCGACGUUCACAACCAAAACGGAAUGGCAAUGGUUAUCGAAGAGGGUGAUUCUUGGCCAAGCCCUCCAAAGGGGUUUCCCAUUUGUAGAAGUUUUCUUGACAAUGGUGAAGAAAAUGUAACUUCGGCUGGCAGAAGGAAGUCCGAUACGUUCCUUGUCAUCGUAACAACUGCAAUUUUUUACUCGAAUCUUUUAUAUUAGAUCCGUUUUUAAGUAUAAAUAAAGUAACAUUAAUCUUAGUUAGUACGUAACAAUAUAAAAAAACACAACAUAUGCAGAAAAUGCCUUACUCCGUAAGUAAUCAAGGUAGAUAUAUUGGACUGAAAUUAAAGGUUAUGUCAUUUUUGAUAAACCUACAAUGUACUAAUUUGCUUAUAAAUAACAAUUUCUUAAAAAGAAUUAAGGUAAUCAUCGAGAUUGCUUAUCUAACGCUUCCAUGUUAUGUUUAAACAUCAUGUAAACUAACACAAUUUUAAGCAGGCUAACAUGCCUGGUAAACAAUAGAGCUUACACUUUCAGAGGUAUACGGUUAAUUGCUCUAAAAUUUUGGUUCCGAUUUAACUUUUUCAUUCUAGACAAAAUGUUUACUUAAAACGCAUUUUUUAAAAUCUGGAUUGCUGUUUAAAUUAAGAUAUGAGGUAAUAGGAGGCAAUAGCAAGUAUUUCAUUGUGGAACAGUCCUUUUUAUCGCGGGAAACGCCGCCACAAAUACAGUUCAAAAAUAAAUUCAUCAACUUUACGUUCCCUCGAAACUUUAACCAAAUCAACAUUGCAAAACUGACAGCAUUCUUUGAUUUUCGAUAUUUGAUGCAUAGUUUACAAAAAUGCAUAAGAAGACAACAAUUUACUUUUGUUGACACUUCAAUUCGGCGAUAUGCACAAGCUUGGAAGUAGCGACAGAACAAUUUAUCGUAUACCUCUGAAAGAGUUCCUUUAGCAUAUUUACAUUGUCAUGCAUAUUUCUAUCUUAGAAACACAAUGAAGCCUUUCUAAUUCGGUUGAGUGUAUAGAUAUUUAUUUUAAACAAUGAAUUAAUAAAAUAUAUAAAAACAAAAUACAA